Molecule: messenger RNA, 453 nt
Organism: Trichosurus vulpecula (common brushtail)
Lineage: Eukaryota; Metazoa; Chordata; Mammalia; Diprotodontia; Phalangeridae
Product: 60S ribosomal protein L39-like
Exons: 1
Coding region: 58-213 (51 amino acids)
Biological process (GO): translation
Cellular component (GO): ribosome; cytosolic large ribosomal subunit
Molecular function (GO): structural constituent of ribosome
Source: RefSeq, a predicted model, not a curated record
CUCCCUUUUUCGCCCGUCCAGCCAUCGUGGUGGAAGCUCGGCUGUCAUCUCAUCAUCAUGUCCUCUCAUAAAACAUUUAGAAUCAAGAGGUUCCUGGCCAAGAAACAGAAGCAGAAUCGGCCCAUCCCUCAAUGGAUCCGAAUGAAAACUGGUAAUAAGAUCAGGUACAACUCAAAAAGGAGACACUGGAGAAGGACCAAGCUCAGAUUAUAAAGAAUGGCCAGCGCAACGAAAGACGAAACACCAGAACCACCUCCCCCACCCUUACCAUGACAUCCUUCCAUCCAUCAAUCCAUCCAUUCAUUCAUCCAUCAAUCACUCAGUCACCUCAUUGCCCCCAAUAAAAAGUAAAUACCACUACUGCCCUCCCAUUUUGGAAGCUGUCUGCCAAGAUGCAGACAUCAAAAAAACCCCAACCCUGACAAACUGUUAAAUUUGUCUUGCCCUUGAAUG